This is a messenger RNA of Zingiber officinale, 1931 nucleotides long. RefSeq lists its product as uncharacterized. The record is from RefSeq and is a predicted model, not a curated record. The transcript is spliced from 11 exons. Lineage: Eukaryota; Viridiplantae; Streptophyta; Magnoliopsida; Zingiberales; Zingiberaceae. Gene Ontology annotation, cellular component: plasma membrane; plastoglobule. Bases 126 to 1817 code for a protein of 563 amino acids.
UCAGGAAAGCAAAGCCCGUAGGACGACACGUGGCUUUUCGGUCCCCACACCCUCUUGGCGAAUGAAACCCUUGACGCGCCAGGGGAAGAGAAAAAUCCGCGAGGAGAACAUCGCCGGUGGCGUCCAUGGCGAUCUCAUCCGUCAGGGGCGCGACUAGCGCCGGCUUCCCCCUGCUUUUCAACUACUCUCGGGUCCUCGGUUCUCCCUCGAUUGCCUUCUUCGUUGCCUGCCUUCCAUUUGUUUGUUUCCGACCUGCGAUGACACGCUCAGUACGGUUGAGGAAUUUCAAUCGCCCAUCGAGAAGAACCUUGGUGUUGGCUAGGUAUUCGCAGGCUAGUGAUAUAUCCACACGAUUCCAAGAUAGCAUGGAAAAAUUGCCCAAGCUAGUUGAAGACAUCAUUCAAACAUCAAUUAACACAGGGCCUAGAGGCGCAUUAAGACUGGCGCAAGGCAUUCAAGCUGUUGUUGGGGUCGGAGGGGAGUGGCUUACUGAUUUAUCCAAGGCAACAAAUGCGUCAUCGGCCUUGCCACCUAACAUGCAGCUCGGAUUACUUUCACCUCUUUACCUGAGGAAGCUAUUUGAACGCCUGGGAGCAACAUAUAUCAAGUUGGGACAGUUCAUUGCAUCUGCUCCAACACUGUUUCCUACAGAGUAUGUUCAGGAGUUUCAGAACUGUUUUGAUCGGGCCCCUGCAAUUCCUUUCAAUGAGAUUGAAGCAAUAUUGCGCGAGGAGCUGCAGAGACCACUAGAUAGCAUCUAUGAGUAUAUUGAUCCUGUUCCAGUAGCCUCAGCUUCUAUAGCUCAGGUUCAUGGUGCCCGGCUAAAAAAUUCACAGCAGGAAGUUGUGAUAAAGGUUUUAAAGCCUGGCAUCGAAGAUAUAUUAGUUGCAGAUCUGAAUUUUGUUUAUAUUGUUGCUCGGAUCUUGGAGUUCCUAAACCCAGAACUUCGUCGGACAUCACUGGUAGGAAUCGUGAGAGAUAUAAAGGACUCGAUGCUUGAAGAAGUUGACUUCCAAAAAGAAGCUACUAAUAUUGAAUCUUUCAGGAGAUAUUUAGAAAACAUGGGACUUGAGAGGCAGGCCAAGGCUCCCAUUGUUUAUCGGCAUUGUAGCUCACGCCGUGUGUUGACAAUGGAGAGACUUUAUGGGGUUCCUCUCACUGACCUUGAUUCUAUAAGAUCUCUUGUUCCAGAUCCUGAACUGACUUUAGUUACUGCACUGAAUGUCUGGUUUGGAAGCUUGAUUGCAUGUGACAACUUCCAUGCAGAUGUGCAUGCAGGAAAUUUGUGGUUGCUUCGUGAUGGUCGAAUUGGUUUUCUUGAUUUUGGAAUUGUGGGGCGUAUAUCUCCAAAGACGUGGGCAGCCAUGGAGGCCUUUUUGGCAUCCUUUGCAAAUGAAGAUUAUGAAUCUAUGGCUACUUCGUUAAUUGAAAUGGGCGCUACAGAGAAAAAUGUAGAUGUUAGUGCCUUUGCAAGAGACUUGGAGAAAAUAUUUUCUUCCAUACAGGAUCUAGAUACCGAAGUUGUUGUUGCAACUGCAAGAACGCCUGAUGCAUCUGCAGCUGCUAUUUCUGCGAAUGUGAUUGUUGAUGAGAGGCAGAUGAACGCAUUGUUCCUCGAUGUGGUAAGAGUAAGCGAGUCAUACGGGCUGAAAUUUCCUCGUGAAUUUGCACUUCUCAUGAAGCAACUGUUGUACUUUGAUCGUUACACCCGAUUGCUUGCGCCCAACAUGAACAUGCUUCAGGACCAGAGGAUAACUAUAGUCUCCAACCGGCGAAUGCGAAGAAGCAUGGGGGAGUAUUCUAGUUCUGGUCUGUAGACUCGAUACAAACUGGAUAAGCAAUUACUAGGUAUUUCAUCAUCGCAAACACAACAAAAGCAUUUACAUGUAUCUAAAUUUAUAUUUUUCUAGUUUUCGAUUUAGUAGAUCAAA